AUGCGUUGUGCUGCUGGCCAGCGACAGGGUGAACGACCGAGCGAGCCAGAGGCGCGGCAGAAGGAGAGGCGGGCGACACUGGACUCACGUCGCAGAGACGAGUGCACGACGAUGGCUUGGCGCAACAUUUGUCGACUGGAUGAAAAGGGCGGACCACAAGACUCACGCCACCAGGUGUCGCAGAAACGACCACCAGCUGGGGCAACCAAGCAACUGAGCAAGGGGCCAGAGAGUGCCAACAACCAACUGCAUGAUCGUGACCUGGCGGGUCUAGUUUCAGCUAUACUCAAGGCGGAAGAAAGCAAGCGUUUCCCUCGGUUCGACACUGUAGCAAACGUUAGUUGUUGGGUUGAGAAGGCACGCUCCAGCGUGGAAAGACCGGACGACACGUAG
Messenger RNA from Peronospora matthiolae, 393 nucleotides. Lineage: Eukaryota; Oomycota; Peronosporomycetes; Peronosporales; Peronosporaceae. The record is from the annotation of a GenBank genome assembly.